UCCACUCUUCCAGCCUAAGUUUCACUGAAUUCCUUUCUCCCUGCACUCAUGACUCGUGGUUCUCUCCUUUGCCUUCCAGAGCUGGGAGCACCAGCCAGAGUGGUGCCAGGGCCUCCAAAGAAACCUGAUGAGGACAUCUACCUGGAGUGUGAGCCCAAUCCAGUCCCAGCCUUGACUCAGACUCUGAGCUCCCAAGUCCUGAUGCCCCUAGUCCCUGUGCCAAGGACAUCAGUAGUGCCCAGGCCCACUCCAGCCCCCCAGGAAGCUCGGAAUGGAGCAGCGAAUCCCACCUCUAAAGGUGAGUACAGGCACCUUCAGCAUGAACCCAGGCAGUCCUGCACACCCCCCUCCAACCUCCCCCACCCCUGCAGCUGGGCCCCAAGCUUCCUUUGCCUAAUCCCCUCCCAGCCCCAGCUCUAUAAUCUGCUUCUUCCAGCAGGAAGGAGAUCCUCUCUUUCCUCUGUAGCCACCACCCGGAGCACCUCAGCUGCUGAGGACGGCAGCCUGCUGGGUCAGCCUUGGUACUCAGGGAACUGUGACCGUCGUGCUGUUGAGAGUGCCCUGCUCCGAUUCCAAAAGGACGGGGCCUACACCGUGCGGCCCAGCUCAGGGCCUCAUGGCUCCCAGCCCUUUACCCUGGCAGUGCUUCUCCAUGGCCGGGUCUUCAACAUUCCCAUCCGGCAGGUGGAUGGUGGGCGCCACUAUGCCCUGGGCCGGGAGGGCAGGAACCACGAGGAGCUCUUCUCCUCGGUGGCCGCCAUGAUCCAGCACUACGUGCAGCAUCCCUUGCCCCUCGUGGACAGGCACAGCGGCAGCCGGCAGCUCACCUGCCUGCUCUUCCCCACCAAGCCCUGACGCCACAGCGGAUGUACACACCCACCUCUGGCCCCAGGUUUGCUCCUUGCCCCGUUUACCUUGGGCUCUCUCCCAGGUCUCCACCCCUCCAGGCCCUCCCCGUCCCUCACCCCAGUCCCUGCAGGCCCAGAAGAGAGGCAUUGGGAAACGCUGCCCAGUACAGAAAGGGUCCCCGAGACCCCACCCCCUACUCACGCAGAGCCGACACUGCCACUCCCCGGUGCAUCUCCAAGGCUGGGAAGCAGGGGUCAGGCAGGGCCCCCAUUCCCAGCCCCCAGGAAUGGCUGUGUCUGCCCAUUUACUAGGCCUCCCAAGCCACGCUGGAUGAUGUCCUUCUCCAGGAAGCUGAGCCUCAGGGGGACAGCACAGGCACUGCUUGGACACAAAGAGAAUCCUCUCACAUCCUCUUGGCGGCUUCACACAGGGCUGGCAUCUGGGACAGAC
Messenger RNA from Ceratotherium simum simum (southern white rhinoceros), 1299 nucleotides. Lineage: Eukaryota; Metazoa; Chordata; Mammalia; Perissodactyla; Rhinocerotidae. The record is from RefSeq and is a predicted model, not a curated record.